UGUUGCAAGGUCACCCAUGACGAUAUUAUUUCUUCUAUUAUGCCUAACUUCGUCGAUAUACAACGUUGAAGGCAAACCUAAAUUAAAGGGUGGCCUUGGAAUUGGUCCUCCAACUACACUGUCUGGAGUAGUUUUUGAUAUCACCAAACAUGGUGCUACAGUUGGUGCUGCUGAUGAUACCGACGAUGAAGGAGAAUCUGCCAAUUCUUUGGCAUUUAUCCAGGCAUGGAAGGCAGCAUGUGGUGGCACAGGGGCAACAAGAGUACUAAUUCCGAAAGGAAUUUUUGUGACAGGUCCAGUUAUAUUUGCUGGACCAUGCAAAGCAAAAGUUACAGUAGAGAUUCAAGGUAAUGUGUUGGCUAACACUGAUAUUAGUCUCUACUCUGAGCCUCAUGUCAUCAUGUUUGAGAAUGUCGAAGGUGUGACCUUAACCGGUACCGGUGUCGUUGACGGCCAAGGUGCUAAACACUGGCAGAGCAACGAUUGCUCUAAGAACUCCAAUUGUGCCGCGCUGCCUACUUCCAUCAAAUUCCAUAGGGUGAACAACAGUGUGAUUGAAGGGGUUCAAUCUGUAAAUCCCAUGUUUUUCCAUAUGUUUGUUAGCAACUGCCACAAUGUGACAAUUCGUAAUGUGAAAAUAGCAGCUCCGUUUAAUAGCCCUAACACUGAUGGAAUUCAUAUUGGGAGCUCAGAUCUUGUUACUAUCGCCGAUAGCCUAAUUGGCACCGGUGACGAUUGUGUCUCUAUCGGCCAUGGAUCUAGACAAAUCACGGUCACGGGUGUCACAUGUGGUCCCGGACAUGGUAUCAGUGUGGGAAGCCUUGGAAAGUAUAAUGACGAGUUAGAAGUAGUAGGGGUGCUAGUUAAAAAUUGCACUCUAAGUGGAACAACGAAUGGUGCAAGAAUCAAGACUUGGCCAGGAAAUAAGGCAAAUAAAGCUUCUGCAAUCACAUAUGAAGAUUUAAUUAUGGAUCAUGUAAAGAAUCCAAUUAUCAUUGACCAACAAUAUGGCAAGAAAAACUCUGAGGCAUCUCAUGUGAAAAUUAGUGAUGUGCACUUCAAGAACAUAAGAGGAACCUCAGCCACAACAGAGUUGGUGACUUUUGCAUGUAGUCCAGCAUUACCUUGUGAAGGUAUUGAGGUUGCCGAUGUUAACCUCUCUUUUGAAGGGAAAGAUGUGUUACAUAAGCUUAAAAAGCCACUUGGGGCAAUUGGUAAUUUGGCAACUACUUGUAUAAAUGCCAAAGUUAUCUUCAAUGGUAAGAAUGGGGGUAUUGGUUGCAAGUAAUUCAUUAUUUCAUUCUCAUAAUGAAUUUGAAGAUGAGUUUGAGGCUAAUUUUAUCUUGUACUUCUUUUUAAUUUUAAAGGCCAAUACAAAGUGAUAGAUAGUGAGAGAAUGAGAGAAUAUAAAAGAGAAUGAUUUCAUUUUUUUUAUUGAUGAGAGUGGCCUACUUUUACGUUUGUUAUUAUAAAUCUUUGGUUCAUGCAGCCGACGUAUCCUAUUCUAUUGGGAAUAAGGCUCUGAUACUGUUGUUGCUGUUAUUGUAUACUUAUGAGAAGGUUUUCUUGUAGGAUAAUUUAAUGUAAAUUAGCACACAUUUUGCUUGUAGAUACGCUCAUUUCCGGCCUUCCAUUAGAAAAAUUCUUGUCUAGUAUGCAAGGCUACAAGCUAAUGAAUUUGAUUUUAGUAACCUUAAAUUUUAUUAUUGGUGUACGAGCUAGUCUCAAUUCACACUUUUUUU
Messenger RNA from Chenopodium quinoa (quinoa), 1742 nucleotides. RefSeq names its product exopolygalacturonase clone GBGE184-like. Gene Ontology annotation, molecular function: polygalacturonase activity. Lineage: Eukaryota; Viridiplantae; Streptophyta; Magnoliopsida; Caryophyllales; Amaranthaceae. The transcript is spliced from 5 exons. Gene Ontology annotation, biological process: carbohydrate metabolic process. The record is from RefSeq and is a predicted model, not a curated record. The coding region runs from base 17 to 1288 and encodes 423 amino acids.